AUGAGCACUGUGGGAUCAGGGCCUGCAUUCAAAUGCAAGGCUGAGAGAGAACCAACCAUGUUUAAAAGAAAUGAUAUAGUUUGGGCGAAAGUUAGAGGUUAUUCUUGGUGGCCUGCGAAGAUUGGGGAAGUAAUCAAGCUCAAUGAUAAAGAACGCAAAUAUAGGGUAGAUUUCAUCGGAGACAACACUCAUUAGAUUCUGCCUUAAGAUAAAAUAGAGGACUUCAUCAAUAAAUUUACAGAACAUUCAAAAAUUAAGAAGAAGGAUUUGUUAGACGCAAUAGAAUAGGCAAGGAAGAAACUAAGCAAGGAUGAUCAACUACUUCUAGAGAAAUAGAUAUAGUAGGAAGAGUAGAUGAAAAAGCAAAUUGAAAAGGGCGGCAUUAAUCUAAAUGAUGAUCAAGAUAGAUCUGAAAAGGCUAAAGAAAAAUGUGCCAAGCCUAAUUCAAACUCUAAGAACCAAUUAGGUUAGGCUUAGGAAUCUAGUAAAUAAGAGAAUGCUAAGGGUACAGCAGUUUCUCACAGUAGCAAUGAUUAGACAGCGACUCCUACAAAGGCGUCAAUAAUGGAUAUGCCAUUUUAAAAUGGAAAACUAGCAUCCAAAAAGAAUAUAGACUAGGAAAAGUCUAACAUCAAGGAUAAGACUCUAAUUCUUAACAAAAGGACUCUCAAAUCAAUUGAAAAAGAUUUCAUCAAGCAGAAAAAGCUAUAGAGAAGUCAAUCGGUUGAUGGGGCAUCUAAGGAGAAUAAUGACGAAGAAGAGAGUUAGAUCAUCUGUACUAAAAGCAGAGGCAUAAAAGGGUUAAAGCGAUAGAGACGCACUCUUGAGAAAAGGGUGCUUAGCGAAGUGUCUAAGGAAGAUAAAGAAGAAAUAUAGUCAGUUAAGUAGAAUGAUAAGGAAGAUAUAGAACAGCAACCCUUAAUAGAUCUGAGAGUCCAAUAGGAGCUAGAGGAGAGUGUGAAGGAAUCACUUUCAAUAAGACGGCAGAAAUCAGAAAGAGAUCAAUCUUAGGAAAAAUCUAAUUUUGAAGAGCGUAAAAGUGAUUUGGAUCAAGAUCGGGAAGAGCCAAUGGUGAUCAAUGAGACUGUGAAGGUUCGCAGAGAAUCCGCAUAGAGAGCUAGAGGCGUUAUUUAAAAAAUAACAAACAAACCCCAUAAAUAACAUGCAUAAAAAGAGACUAAGUCGUUAAAAUUAGAAAAGAGAGAAAAAAAUGCAAAUUAGGAUGAAACUGAGUCAUAAUAAAAUAAACUCAUCUACCUCAGAUACUUCGAGACAUAGUCCCCAGCCUCUAUCGAAAUUGCCAGAGGUCUAGUAGAUGAAAAAGCCUAUGCCUUAAAUUUAGAGAAAAUAAAGAACAUCAUUAAGUACUAGCAAUAGGAGGAAGAGUAAAUGAGGAGAAAGCAUGAUCUUAAUGAGGUUUAGCUUGAUCUACUAAAGAAUAAUAAAGAAAGUCUAAUCAUAAUAUAAUAAUAGAUUCCAAAAUUAAAUUAAUAUCUUAUGCAGUUGCAGAAAGCUGAGAUCAGUAUCGAAAUUUUAAGCGAGACAGGUAUAGGUAAAACUCUCAAGUAUCUUUCUGACUAUUGUGAAACAUAUAGAGAAGAUUUACCUUAACUUCAGUCAACUCAAUCUAACAGUAAACUUAUCCUUUAAAAAUGGAGAAACCAUGUCAAUAAAUGCUUAUUCGAGGAGAAAACUAGUCAUGUUGAGGAGUUUAGUAAGGAAAAAUACAAGCUUAAGGUAUAAAAGAAUUAAAAGAAAAAUACUAAACAUAAAUCUAGCUGCUAACUUGAUGCUUCAGUCAAUGCAAAUGAUGAUAAAAACGAUAGGACAUUUGAAUAACUAGUAAGGCAGAACUCAACUAAAUUUAUGCAAAGUUUACUCAAGUUAACAACUCUAGAGGAGCCAUCAAGAAGUAGAUAGGACUCUGAGAUAUCUAUGAGACUACAAAAGGAUCCAAGUAUGGAUGACAGGCAUUUCUCAAACCCUGAGAGAGUUGAUUCUUCGAUAGACUCAGCUGACCAUGCUAAUCCUAUUCAAAGGCUCAAUCAUAACUGGCCUAAAGUAGGUAGCCCAUACAGAUAGUCUGCAUUUUCUAGACCUCAGCCCCAUCAAUAAAUAUAAACCUUGUCCCCUGUUUGA
This is a messenger RNA of Stylonychia lemnae, 2139 nucleotides long. NCBI's taxonomy places the organism in Eukaryota, Ciliophora, Spirotrichea, Sporadotrichida, Oxytrichidae. The record is from the annotation of a GenBank genome assembly.